AUGGCGAGUGUAGUGUUACACGGGAAUCUUUCGAUCGAUAUUUUCGACCCGGCGACCACAGAAUGGAAACGAUGGUUGCAGAGAUUCCAAGCAGCGAUCACUAUUUUUCAAGUUCCGGCAGAACAACGGGUACUGUACCUAUUACAUUAUAUCGGGUCCGCCGCUUUCGAUGUGAUUUGUAACAAAAUGGCACCGGCGGAUCCUUACUCAACUACUCUCGAAGAGUUAAUAAAUAACCUAGGAGAGUUCUAUGCGCCGGAACCGUUGGAGAUCGCGGAAAACUUCCGUUUUCACCAAAGAAAACAGAAUGACGGUGAACCGAUUAAGGACUUCGUCGCGGCAUUACAAAAAUUGAGCGUUCACUGUAAGUUUGGUCCAUACUUAAAGACAGCUUUACGAAACCAACUGGUUUUCGGACUGGCAAGUUCACGGGCCCAGUCCCGUCUACUGGAGACUAAGGACCUCACUUUUGAUAAGGCGGUCCAGGUUGCCACCGCUAUGGAGUUAUCGGAGAAAGAUUCACGCCAGCUACAAUCGAAGACGGCCGAAAUAGAGUACGUGGGCCCGAAGGACCGCAAGCCGGAACAACGGGGACCGCGGAAGAAGAAAUUCACCUCGGGAAAGCCCGCGAAAGAGAAGAUUGAAGCGCACAAAACGAAUGUCGGUAAACUACGUACAGGCCAUUCGAGUACGUCCGUGAAUGCUAAUAUAUCUUGUUACAGAUGCGGUAGAAACCACCUAGCUAGCAAAUGCACUUUAGACAGGAAUAUCAAAUGCAAUUUUUGCGGUACACCAGGCCACUUGCGCAAGGUCUGUAUGGGGGCGAAGCGCGCCUCAGCGAACCAGGUCGAGGAAGUAUUGCAGGUGGAGCAUUGCGAACAUAGGGGCAAAUUUUUCAAAACGCUCGUAGUAGAUGGAAAGCCUUUGCGUUUUGAGAUAGAUAGCGGGGCAGCGGUUUCUAUUGUAAGUACUAGCACUGUUCAAAGAUUAUUUCCCCGCCGUCGGCUUAAACAGACGACCAUACAAUUGAUGACCUUCUGUAAAACACCUAUCCAAGUAAUCGGCGUGCUUCCGGUAUCGGUGACGUGGCGCGACGACAUACUUACGUUAAAUCUAUACGUCUCUGAGGUCGAUCGCGAGCCUUUGUUAGGUCGCGAAUGGAUACGUCAGCUACACCUAUUUCAUUUAGUAGAUUCGAUAAACAUGACCCAAGUCAUUGAAAACAGUACACGAAGUAAAAUCGAACGACUGUUAGAUUGCUACAAAAAGAAAUUAGACCCGAGUCUUACAAAGAUACGAGGCUUACAAGCCAGUUUAACUACAAAGGAAAAUAUCAAUCCUAUCUUCCUAAAAGCACGUACAGUACCCUUUAAACUAGUACCCUUAGUGGAACAAGAAUUACAAACACUGGUAGAGGACGGGAUUUUAGAAAAGGUCAAUACGUCGCGUUGGGCUACACCUAUUGUGCCCGUAUUAAAGAAAAACAACAAAAUACGUAUUUGCGGAGAUUUCAGCGUCACGAUAAAUCCUAAUUUAUUGACCGAUAAAUAUCCGCUCCCCACCGUCGACGAGUUAUUUGCGUCCAUGGCCGGGGGCACAAAAUUUACAAAGAUUGACCUACAACAGGCUUAUUUACAAUUAGAAGUUCGGGAAGAAGAUCGCGAAUUGUUGACAUUGAAUACACAUAAAGGUCUGUUUAGAAGCACAAGGCUAAUGUACGGGAUCGCGUCGGCGCCAGCUAUUUGGCAGCGUGAAAUUGAAAAUAUCUUAGGGGACAUACCGGGUGUGUCUGUUUUUCUUGAUGACAUCAAAAUCACAGGACCUGAUGAAAACACUCACAUGUGCCGUUUAGAACAAGUACUCUCACGUUUAGCAGACGCAAACAUACGAAUUAAUGAAGAAAAGAGCGAAUUUUUUAAAGACAGCAUACUUUACUGCGGUUACAAGAUCAACAAAAGCGGAAUACAUAAGAUAACCGAGAAAACCCAAGCCAUUGAUAAUAUGCCACCGCCACAAAACGUAACCGAAUUGCGCUCCUUUCUGGGGAUGGGCUAUACCUUCGACAUUAAGUACAAAAAUACGCGACAACAUUGCAACGCUGAUUGUCUAUCUCGCCUACCAGUUCCAAUGAUACCUAACAUAGAGCGCGACGUGGUCGACGUCUACGAGAUGGAAAUAUUGCAGAACACACCCGUGUCUACAGACAAAUUAGUACAAGCGACCGCAGCAGAUACACAAUUACAAAAAAUACUCAGAGCGCUACGCGAGAACAAAGAAAUACCGGCUAAAUUGCGUUUCAAUAUUAAUCAAGCGGCCUUUAGUAUACAGCAGGAAGUGGGGGAGAGUGUGCAAUGCCGAAACUACAGUGGAAACGUCAAAUGGAAACACGGAAAGAUCAUUCACCGCCUGGGUAAAUUACACUAUAAAAUAGAACUGGAUGAUGGCAGAGUCUGGGAACGCCACGUAAACCAAUUGCUGCGAUCAGGAGAAUUUUGGGACCACCCCGACGAACCGCAAACAAAAAGGGAACCAAACGUCCCGGAAACACCGGAGGAAACGGAAAUACAACACACCCAUAGCGGCGCCGAACAACCACGACCACCGGAAGUGCAUCAAUCUCCAGAGAGAGCAGAAGUAUCCGUCCAGAACCAGGCAGGAGACGUCGGACGCCCAGUACGCAUGAGGAAGCCACCGGAAAGAUAUACGGACACUGUAUACUAUCGGAAGUAA
This is a messenger RNA of Nylanderia fulva, 2730 nucleotides long. RefSeq lists its product as uncharacterized. The record is from RefSeq and is a predicted model, not a curated record. NCBI's taxonomy places the organism in Eukaryota, Metazoa, Arthropoda, Insecta, Hymenoptera, Formicidae. Gene Ontology annotation, molecular function: zinc ion binding; nucleic acid binding.